Molecule: messenger RNA, 1833 nt
Organism: Fonsecaea nubica
Lineage: Eukaryota; Fungi; Ascomycota; Eurotiomycetes; Chaetothyriales; Herpotrichiellaceae
Exons: 2
Coding region: 1-1833 (610 amino acids)
Molecular function (GO): flavin adenine dinucleotide binding; N,N-dimethylaniline monooxygenase activity; NADP binding
Source: RefSeq, a predicted model, not a curated record
AUGGCGAAACCGGAUGAGAAACUGGGGUUCGACCCGGAAGCGUUGAAAGCAAAGUACCUGGCCGAGCGUGAAAAGCGAAUCCAAGCCAAUCCACAUGGGGUUGACCAGUAUCGAUCGGUCGAGGGUGCCCUGGCUCACUAUCUGGACGAUCCAUGGGCCGGUCAAGAUGACCACCGAGAGCCUCUCGACAUCAAGACCGACGUUGUGAUAGUCGGUGCCGGGUACGGAAGCGAGCUCCUGGCAUAUCAUCUCGAGAAGAACGGGAUUUCGGAUUACAAGAUUCUCGAAAAGGGGGCGGACUUUGGUGGUGUCUGGUAUUGGAAUCGCUACCCUGGUGUACAGUGUGACAUCGAAUCUUAUAUCUAUAUGCCACUGUUGGACCGUAUCGGGUACAUCCCCACAGAAAAAUACGCCCACGGGCCAGAGCUCCUAGACUACGCAAAAAGACUUGCGAGGGAUCUAAAGCUGUACGACAAAGCUAUUUUCAAGACAGAGGUCUUGAGCAUCCGUUGGAACGAGAACAGUUCGAUGUAUUCGGUGCAAACCAACCACGGAGACAAGAUAUUCGCGCGUUUUGUGGUCGGUGUCGCCGGCUCGCUCCAUCGGCCAAAGCUACCGGGAUUUCCUGGCAUCGAGACGUUCAAGGGACGGAGUUUCCACUCGAGUAGGUGGGACUACAAAUACACCGGAGGCGACUCGACCGGUGGCUUGGUCAACCUCAAGGAUAAGAAAGUGGGCAUCAUUGGCACAGGAGCCACGGCGGUUCAGAUUGUACCUCACCUCGGCCAAUGGGCAAAGGAGUUGUACGUCUUCCAACGAACCCCGUCUUCGAUCGACGUGCGCAACAACCGACCAACGGAUCAAAAUUGGGCCAAAACCCUCACGGGGAGUUGGCAGCAACGACGUAUGGACAACUUCAACAAUAUCAUCGGCGGCGCUCCGGAGGAGGAAGACCUAGUCAUGGAUGGGUGGACCGACAUAAUCCUACGGUUGUUCCCGUCGAAAUCUGACGGCAAUGCGGAACUGAGCAAAGAAGAAAAGGAAAAGCGGAGGCAACUGGCCGAUUUCGAGAAGAUGGAAGAAAUCAGAAGGCGAGUCGACCGCAUCGUCAAAGACCCCGAGACGGCCGAGAGCUUGAAGCCGUAUUAUAACCAGUUUUGCAAGCGGCCAUGCUUUCACGACGAUUAUCUCGAUACGUUCAAUCGUCCAAACGUCAAGCUCGUCGACACCAAAGGACGGGGUAUCGAGCGAGCCACGGAGAAGGGAGUCGUGGCGAAUGGCCAGGAGUACGAACUCGACUGCCUAAUCUACGCCACAGGCUUCGAGCGAGCAACGUCAUGGACGCAUCGCGCUGGAAUGGAGGUAUACGGCAAGAAAGCGCUGCCUCUAUCCGAAAAGUUCGCAGACGGCCCGAGCACGUUCCAAGGCUGGAUCACCAGAGACUUUCCAAACUUUUUCAUGAUUACGACCGUACAAGCAUUCAUCACGCCCAACUUUCUGCACACGACCGCCAUACAAGCGGAGCAUAUUGCCUAUGUGAUCUCAGAAUGCAAGGCCAGGAACAUUCAGGCCAUAGAGCCUACUCAAGCCGCCGAAGACGAGUGGGUGGAAAUGAUCAUUGCGUCGGGAGAAGACUCGAGGGCGUUCCACAGCGAGUGCACGCCAGGUUACUAUAACAACGAAGGUCAGAUUACGAGACAAUUGGCCAAGAGUUCCUCCUACGGCGGCAGUCCGUUGACGGUGAUAAAUUUGCUGAAGAAGUGGCAGACGGACGGGAAAUUAGAAGGUCUUUCGCCCACAUAUGCUUCGGCGACGGUGGAAACGGUAUCAUGA